Messenger RNA from Beauveria bassiana ARSEF 2860, 1746 nucleotides. RefSeq lists its product as uncharacterized. Bases 1 to 1746 code for a protein of 581 amino acids. The record is from RefSeq and is a predicted model, not a curated record. The transcript is spliced from 5 exons. NCBI's taxonomy places the organism in Eukaryota, Fungi, Ascomycota, Sordariomycetes, Hypocreales, Cordycipitaceae.
AUGCCACCUGGCAACCCGCCUCGGGAGCCUGCUGGUGCCGGCAGCCGCACAGGUACAGCUUCUGCAGUUUUCCAUCUUGAUACCACAAACGAUUGGGUCUAUCUCAUAUGGAAGGACGACUCUGAGCGGAUCCCUCUCCCACAGACAUCACAGGACGGCAAAGAACAGACGCGACGCAAAUUCUUUCUCAUGAUCCAGUACAUCUUGGAACUUCGACAAGUAGCUGCAACGACUACCUACGAGAAAGAAUGUCGAAAGCAAUACACUCCAAUUGACGAGUUCUUCAAAGAACACGAUGUCUUGCCAGAACUGCAAAAGCACCGUUUCGCACUGAAUGCGGAAACCCUUUUCCUCGUGCGUCUCGGGCAAGCACGAGAUGCGGCACAAGCACGUGCUGGCGAGCUGGGCCUCAAAAUUACCAGGCUUCUUGUCCCCUUUCCUUCAGCCUGGACACGUUUGAUGCAGCAAUACUAUGCUGCAUACUUCAGGAUAACAUGGAAAUUGGACCCCGAGUUCAUUUACGAAUCUGAGGCCAUCGCUCACUUGGUCGUCUCCAAAUCCAUGAUGCCGGGAUUUCAGGGCGAAACAUUUAGGACACUCAUUGUAGUAGACCUUGGUGCACACAUUUUGAGUGUGAGUACAUUUCAUCUCGCGAUACACAGGACGAACCCAGCCACUUUUCAUUUGUACAGCGAGCCCAAUCAUACUUCUGUACCUAGCGGUAUAGACCUCCACGCAAAACGGAUGGACUCGAUAAUUGGCAGCUACAUGGACGACAAUUGCGACUCUCUAUCUAAACUAGAAAAGGAAAAACUUGGCAAAAAGUUUACUGCCAGCUACAUGCAACAUUGCGAUGCCAUGGUCAAAGGCGAUGCUUUCAUCAUGUGUGCAGCUUCGAGCACUAUCCAUCAGAUUCCCGUCAGUGAUGAGAAGUCUCGGUCAAUGUACAAUGAAUGCUUCUCAAAUGUCUUUGAAACGCUGCGGAAAGCUUUGAAUGCCUCGGAGGCGAUUAAAAGAGCAGACAAGACAAAGGUUGUGCUGGUUGGGGUCGGCUUCCAAAACAUGAGCCUUCGGAAAAAGGUGAAGAAGCAAGUCAAAAGCCGAGGCUUUCUUCUUCACGAUUUCAAGGAUUUUUGCCUGGAUAUCACACAGCCAAGCAUCGUUGCUGUCGGUGCCGCCAGCGCCAUCGUGAACGCCUCCACCGUUGAACAGUUCAUGCAAGGUGCUCGUUUCGUUGUUCAAGGUUCAAGUGGCACUACAACUUCAAGUGCAACAAUUUGGAGCAGCGGCUCGUCGAGAACAGCUCAGGUGUCGGUACUAGAAGCGGACGAGACACUCAUCGUCAAGUGCUCCCCCGUUCCCAAGACAUCACGCGCAUCUGGCAUUGACGCGACAUUGUUUUAUGACUUUUCAGAGCUGAAACUUCCACGCGGCAACUACGAAAUCCGCAUGGAACCUCCGGUACCAUCUGCCAAUGGCUACUCCUUCACAAUCUCCUACAAGGGAAUUAGCAGCCAUGCCGACGAUGGCCGCGAGACCAGAGACGGUUCACGAGACUACGGCAUAUACUACGAUUAUGGGUCACGGCUGUGCUUCGAAGAUGUUGACAAGAGUGCAAGUCGCGAGAAAAACAACCAAGCAACUAAAGACCGGGAAGAGCUAGAGAAGUUGCUCUAUGUAACUGAUGAAGUGCUCGAAGCCACAAUUCUUGCUCGCACAAAGUAUCGCACAGUAGCAAAGAGAUGA